AUGACAUUCAUCUUCUCAUUUCUUAGAUGGCGAGCCUGGCCAGACGUCCGGCCUGCCGGGGGCGGCGGCCGCGCGCACGGCGAGGAGCGGGACAGCGACAAGGAGAAUCGGGCGAAGGGGAUGCGGUAUCUUCAGGGCGGCGAGAGUGCCGCAGAUGUGUUUGCCCGGGCAGAGGCGCUCUGCGAAGCACAGCGCUUCGCUGAGGCGGCGGAGCUCUUCCGGUGUGUCCUCGCAGCCCUACGGACGAGUUCCGAGCGGCAUUCGCUCCGUGCAGUGGAGGCCGAGGUGUGGGCGCACCUGGGUGUUGCGAUGCAGUCACUGGACGACAUCGCUGCGGCCAUCGAGAGCUACUGCCAGGCUGUGCGCCUUGACCCAUCGCUGCACGUCUGCUUUGCAAACCUGGCGACCCUGUACAUGUACCUGGAAGACAGCCAGAAGGCCCAGGAGCACAUCUCAAAGGCGCUGCUGCUUGACCCCUCGAACGAGGCAUACCUCGAGAUCAAGCGAUCCUUGGCGAGUGGGACACUGGCGGCGUGA
Messenger RNA from Symbiodinium natans, 537 nucleotides. Lineage: Eukaryota; Dinophyceae; Suessiales; Symbiodiniaceae. The record is from the annotation of a GenBank genome assembly.